AUGAAGAGGACGCUGGUUAUCUCCUCCACGGAGGCAGCCAUCACCACGGCCAACAUCUGCCAGCGCUUCAGGUCGGUCCUGAGGUUCCUCUCUCAGCACGUCUACGUCUUCACCGGGGUCGCUGUCGCAGGCGCGAGUGUCUUGAUGCUGCGGAGCUGGCUGGCCGGAGGCUGCUGUCGGUGCACCAAGCGCAUGGACGGUAAAACCGUCAUCAUCACCGGCGCCAACAAUGGCAUCGGCCGGGAGACCGCGCGGGAGCUGGCGAAACGAGGUGCCCGGGUGAUCAUGGCGUGCCGGGACCUGGAGAAGAGCGAGCUGGUGGCCGAGCAGCUGAGAGCCAGCGUCUGCAGCAACAACAUUGUGGUCUACAAGCUGGACCUGGCCUCGCUCAACUCCAUCCAGUGCUUCGCCAGGGAGGUGGUGGAGAACGAGGAUCACGUCGACAUCCUCAUCAACAACGCAGGUGCUGCCAUUGGGCCGAGGGAGGUGACUGAGGACGGCUUCGAGAUGCAGAUCGGUGUCAACCACUUUGGCCACUUCCUGCUGACCAUCCUCCUCCUGGACCAGCUCAAGUCCAGCGUGCCCAGCCGUGUCAUCAACGUCUCGAGCCGGGCCCACAGGAUUGGUAAAAUUCGCUUCAACGACAUUAACAUGAAGGAGUGCUACGAUCCUCUGGUCGCCUACUGCCAAAGCAAGCUGGCGAACAUCCUCUUCACCAGGGAGCUCGCUCAGAGACUGCAAGGAACAGGGGUGACGGUGAAUGCUGUACACCCGGGGAUUCUGUGGACCGAUAUGACCCGCAAUAUGAUGUACCACCAGCCCGUCUGGGUGCGUUUGCUCAUUGCACCGCUUUACUUUUGUCUGAAGACUGCCAAGCAGGGGGCUCAGACUACCAUCCACUGUGCUGUCACCCCGGAACUCGACACUGUCACUGGGCAGUACUUCAGGGACUGUGAGCUGUCGGAGGUCGCUUACUACGCCCAGGAUGAGUGCACCGCCAAGUCACUGUGGGACCUGAGCGUUGAGAUGGUCCACCUGGAAUCGUCACCCUGCACCAUCAACGACAGCCUCUACUGGUCCAUGUCUCACCUGAUUCGGGGCACCAAAAAGAAGAGCCACACUUGUGUUUACUGAGCUGAUGUGUGUGCAAUUACAGAUAGAGUAAAAGAAGGACAGCUAUAUCGAG
This is a messenger RNA of Carcharodon carcharias (great white shark), 1186 nucleotides long. RefSeq names its product retinol dehydrogenase 11-like. NCBI's taxonomy places the organism in Eukaryota, Metazoa, Chordata, Chondrichthyes, Lamniformes, Lamnidae. The record is from RefSeq and is a predicted model, not a curated record. The transcript is spliced from 7 exons. The coding region runs from base 1 to 1134 and encodes 377 amino acids.